UGCGUUAUCGUGGGACAUUCCCAGUGUCUCUGAUUGGGCCUGACGUGGAACUCGCGGUCAGUUCCUCGUCGACUAUGAGCGGCGAAAGUCAUGCCGCUUACGAGCGCGCGCGUUGCAUUCUCGGUGGCUCUGUCGUUGCUUGUCUUAUUGCCGUCGCUGUCCCUACAGGGGCGUACGCAGAUCUCGGAUGGUUUUAUUAAUCAAUAUGACACAACCGCGAAUGGCCCACCAGGCCGUUCCAAGUGGAACGGGAACACUGAUUUUUCCGGACCACCGGGUCAUAAUAAACCACCGGGUAACAAAUGGGGGGGUGGCAGAGGACCACCAGGUGGUCAGGGUCCUCCCGGAUUAGGGGGCGGUAGUCCUCCAGGAUUGAACAAUAAACGUCCUCCGGGCUGGAACAAAGGGGACACCGAAAGUUCGUCCAAUGAAAACUAUUCUCGUCCAAAUAAUGGUGACAACUAUCCACAUGGAAAUAAGGGUGAAAAUUAUCCUCGUCCAAAUAAUAACGAAAACUAUCCACGUCCAAAUAGUGGUGAAACCUAUUCACGUCCAAAUAGUGAUGAAAAUUAUCCUCGUCCAAAUAAGGGUGAAAAUUAUCCUCGUCCAAAUAAUGAUGACAACUAUUCAUAUGAAAAUAAGGGUGAAAGCCAUUCACGUCCAAACACCAAUGAAAAUUAUUCACAUGAAAAUAAUAGCGGAAAUUAUCCACGGCCAAAUAACGAUAGAACUACUCAAAGACCUUAUUCCAAUCACGAUAGAGAAGGCCCCCAUGGUCCAGAUGAUCGCGUACCCGAUCGAAACGAACAUCCACAGAAUCGACACUGCAGUGACAACGAGUUUCGUUGUGGAAGUAAUGAGUGCCUGCCACAAAGCGUUAAAUGCGAUAGUAAAGUUGAUUGUCGCGAUGCCAGUGAUGAAGCGUUUUGCAUUGAGAAUAGAAAUCAAGAAAACGGCUGCGUUCUACCUGAACAACCGCAAGGUGGGCGAUACAAACUGGAAGGUUGCGAGGGACGUUGCACUAAACGUCCUGGUGACAUAGUUCCCAAAAACAGCAUCCUCAAUUAUACCUGUAAAAGCAAUUACAUGCUGAAAGGAAACACUAUUUCCGUUUGUACCGACAACGAGUGGUACCAGCCGCCUUCAUGCCUCAAAAUCUGCCCGCCGUUGAACAGCACCAGCGUAGACAUUUCUUGCAGCUACCAGGGGAAAACGGUGUCCUGUAGCGAGCGUAUACUGCCUGGUACGCGGGCUGAACUCGCUUGUAAACCAUCUUAUAAAUUACCUUUAACGAACGAUCCGGCUUACAGAGAGAUCACGUGUCUUGACGAUGGUUUAUGGGAUAGUCACCUUUUUCGCUGCCUACCAGAAUGUGGAACGUCCAUCGCAAAAGGCAACACCUUAAUCGUAAACGGAUUCCAAGCGAAAACCGGGGUAUUUCCAUGGCACGUUGGCAUUUACGCGAAGGAAGGUACGAGCGAGUACGAGCAGAUAUGCGGCGGAUCUUUAAUUAGCAACAAUCUCGUGGUAUCAGCGGCUCACUGUUUCUACGACGAGGUUUAUAACAAACUGUAUGCCGCGUCGAAAUACGCCGUGGCCGGCGGCAAACGCCAACGCGAUUGGCACGCCAGAGAGGAAUACGCGCAGAAGUCCUCGGUAGAGAGCAUCCGGGCGGGUGGCAGGUACCAGGGGACGAGGGGUAAUUUUGCCGACGACAUAGCUAUACUGAAAUUAAAGACUCCCUUCGAGCUGACUACCUUAGUGUUGCCCGUCUGCGUAGACUGGGAAAAUACGUACGAGAGGGAGCAGCUGCAAGUGGGACACGCUGGCAAGGUGGUCGGCUGGGGUAAAGACAUCAAAGGCGAAUCCACCAAGAGCUUACAUGAAAUCGACAUGCCGUUCGUGCCGUACGAUCAGUGUUUGUCCGCGGUGCCCGCAGACUUUCGAGGAUACAUCACGUCCGACAAGUUCUGCGCCGGCCACUUGAACGGUUCGAGCGUCUGUGACGGCGACAGCGGCGGCGGCUUGUGUUUCGAGAGGGACGACAUUUGGUAUCUUCGCGGCAUCGUGAGCGUAAGCCCGGAGAACAGAGGCACGUGCGAUUACAAUUCGUACGUUGGAUUUACCUAUGUCAGUCGCUUCCUUGAUUGGAUUCGCGAGGCCUACGUCAACGCGUAAACGGAGGGGCGUAUGCAGACGCGCGCGAGCGCGCGAUGUAUCAUCGCCGUUGCAUCAUCGAGCCAGCAAUAACGCCAAGCGGUUUCGAUAUGUCAAAGCAAGAUAACAGCGACAAAACAUUACGGAUUGACAAUUGUGAAUCCAUCCUUCACAAUUUUGGCAUCGUGAGCGGCAAAAAACGCGAAAAUGGAGGGAUAGAGAUUUCAAGAUUUACGCGAGAUUGAAACUGAUUUUUAUCUUGAAAAUGCAAUAUUAUCUCUGGGAGACACUACCGAAUGCGAUUUGUAAAAGUUUUGAAAGCUCUGUACUGUGUACGACGCUCUUUUAUCAUAAUAAAAUGUUUUACUUAUACCUCACA
This is a messenger RNA of Solenopsis invicta (red fire ant), 2536 nucleotides long. RefSeq names its product modular serine protease. Gene Ontology annotation, biological process: proteolysis. The record is from RefSeq and is a predicted model, not a curated record. Lineage: Eukaryota; Metazoa; Arthropoda; Insecta; Hymenoptera; Formicidae. Bases 91 to 2178 code for a protein of 695 amino acids. The transcript is spliced from 9 exons. Gene Ontology annotation, molecular function: protein binding; serine-type endopeptidase activity.